Messenger RNA from Alligator sinensis (Chinese alligator), 1089 nucleotides. Its product is annotated as immunoglobulin alpha-2 heavy chain-like. The record is from RefSeq and is a predicted model, not a curated record. NCBI's taxonomy places the organism in Eukaryota, Metazoa, Chordata, Crocodylia, Alligatoridae. The coding region runs from base 1 to 1089 and encodes 362 amino acids. The transcript has 7 exons.
AUGAACAGCCGCAUCCACGGGCUCCUUCAUGCGGGGAUGGCGGCCACUUCUCUGCUGAUCGGCGUGCAUCAUGGCAGCCACCAAAAAAAACCACCAGCCCUCAGCCUUGAGCCGUGGUACUGCAGCUGUGCACAUAGACGGCAGCCCUUGGGCUGGAGGGGCAGCAUACUUGUGACCAUCAUGUUUCUCACCAAGUCCCUGAUUGUUUCAGCCUUAGUGUUGGGAGUCCAGUUACAUCUUCACCAGCCUCAGGGGUUCCUGUUUGUGGAAGUCGGUGGGACAGCAGAGAUCCACUGCUCCUCCAGGGCGGAUUUGGAAGGGGGAGCAAAUGUGCACUGGUAUCUGAGAUGGGUGGGUGAGGCCCCCACGUGCAUUAAGGACUGCGAGGAUGGUUCAAAUGGGAGCAAAUUUGCUUGCAAGCAUCAGAAAUACAACACAGCCCUGGAGAUCAGGGACAUCGAAAGGAAUGAGUCUGGAAUUUAUUACUGUUCACGUACACAUGCUGGCUCCUUGACGUUUGGGAAGGGAACCACAGUGAUCGUUGGAGACAGCUUCAGCGACAACAGCUCCGUGCUGCUCCUGGGCCCUGUUGCAGGGGAGAACGGAGUCACAGAUCCUGCACAUCUGGCCUGUGUGAUCCGGGGUGUCUCCAGCCUUGUCCAGGUGUCCUGGCACAUUUCAGGGGAAGAGUCAGCCCAGGGCCUGCUGCGCUCGCUGGAAGCCAGUGCUGGGUCCUUAACACUCAUCCAUGGCAUCAGCAUCCCCUGGGCCAGCUGGGCCAGUGGGGUGGCCGUCACCUGCGAAGUCACAUUCAACUCAUCCGACAGCAGCGUUACCAGACAUGCUGUCUAUUCUGGAGCUCCCUCCGCACCCUGCGUCAUGCUCCCUGUCGUGGCAGUGGUCAGUGCCCUGCUGCUGGUCACGGUGCCCCUGAGUCUCAUCUGGAUCCACUGCCCUCCCAGGCGGGGAUCCCGGCCCAGGAAGCUAGCACCUCACAUAUCCCAGGAGAAUCAGGACGGACUCAUAUACGCGGACCUGGCGUUUGAGCCGCCAACUCGCUGCAAGCCCAGAAAGCAGCAGGCAGCAUGA